Dama dama (fallow deer) is the source of this 885-nucleotide messenger RNA. Its product is annotated as olfactory receptor 5P56-like. Gene Ontology annotation, molecular function: odorant binding; olfactory receptor activity; G protein-coupled receptor activity. Lineage: Eukaryota; Metazoa; Chordata; Mammalia; Artiodactyla; Cervidae. The record is from RefSeq and is a predicted model, not a curated record. The transcript has 2 exons. Gene Ontology annotation, cellular component: membrane. The coding region runs from base 1 to 885 and encodes 294 amino acids. Gene Ontology annotation, biological process: G protein-coupled receptor signaling pathway; sensory perception of smell.
AUGGCCGAGAACUGCACCCACUUCAGCGGCUUCGUCCUGCGGGGGCUCGCGGAGCGGGCGGGGCUCCGGGGCGUCCUCUUGGCUCUGUUCCUGCUCAUCUACUCGGCGACCCUCCUGGGCAACCUGGGCAUGAUCAGCCUGAUCCACGCAGAGCCGCAGCUCCACACGCCCAUGUACUUCUUCCUGAGCGUGCUCGCCAUCAUAGACUCCUCCUGCUCCACGGCAAACACCCCGGGACUGCUGGGGGGCUUGCUCGCCCCCAGCCAGUCCGUCUCCUUCGCAGGCUGCGUGGUCCAGAUGGCCCUCAUGACGCUCCACGGCACCGCCGAGUGUCUGAUCCUGGCCGUCAUGGCCUAUGACCGCUUCGCCACCAUCUGCCGCCCUCUGCUCUAUGGCAGCCUCCUGUCCCCACGUCUGUGUGUCCAGCUGGUGGCGGCCACCUACACAGCUUCUGUUGCCAGUUCAGCUUUGCUGACCAGGAACGUCUUCAGCCUGCCCUACUGCGGCCCCAACAUCAUUAACCACUAUUUCUGUGACAUCCCCCCGGUGCUCCAGCUUGCGGUCUCCUAUGGCUUCAUCCUGGUGACCAUCUGCAGGAUGCGCUCCCUGGACGCUCAGAGCAAAGCCCUCUCCGCCUGCACCUCCCACCUCGCCCUCAUCUGCCUCUUCUACGGCACCGCCACUUUCAUGUACACCCAGCCCAGCUCGCGCAGCUCCGCGGAGCAGAACAAGGUGGUGUCUGUCUUCUACACAGUCAUCAUCCCCAUGCUGAACCCUCUGAUCUACAGCCUGAGGAAUAAAGACGUGAAGGCUGCUCUAAAGAAGAGAUGCCUUGGCCUGCUGCCUUCUCAACCCCGGGUGGAACAUUCUGUCCCCGAGUUAUAA